AUGGGUGUCGAGAAACCCGUCAUGGCGGUGGCGUCCACGGGUGCCAUCCUGGCCACCCUCGCCUGCCUCCUCUCCAUUCCCACGCUGUACAGAGAAAUCAACGAAAUUCACGACAUGGUCCUCAGCAGUGUGGCCGUUUUCCGCACCGAAACCGACUCAGCAUGGAUCGACAUGAUGGAUGUGCAGCUGCUUGUGACACCGCCGUCGAAGCGACGCGAAAAUCCGUUCAAUUCGAUUUUCCGUCAGAAGCGACAAGGUUUGCCACCAUGGUGCAUCUGUACACCAAUCACUAUCACGUGUCCUCCGGGACCUCCAGGACCUCCCGGCAGACCUGGACCCCCAGGGAACCCCGGUCGUCCAGGCCCUCCUGGAAGAGAUGACACGACUGUGUAUGCUCCUAUCCACUGUCCUCCACCACCCAGUGCCUGCAUCAGGUGCCCUCCUGGACCACCGGGACUACCAGGGCCGCCUGGUCCACCAGGAAAUCCAGGACCAACUGGCCAUCCCGGACAACCAGGGCGAAAGGGAGAGCAUGGAGUACCUGGAGCUCAGGGUCCACCUGGAGCCGCUGGACCUGCAGCCUUACCUGGACCACCUGGUCAGCCUGGAAUGAAAGGUCAAGAUGGCCGCCGUGGCAGAGGAGCACCUGGAAAGUCGGGCGCACUUGGUCGUCCUGGUUCACAAGGAAAACCUGGCUUGCGUGGCAAGGAUGGCAUACCUGGAACUCCCGGCAGACCUGGACCAAAUGGACUUCCUGGCACACCAGGUCAGAGAGGAAACGAUGGUCAGCCCGGCUCGCCUGGAUCGCGUGGACGUCCGGGCAAGGACGCCGCGUACUGCCCAUGUCCUCGUCGCAGCGCAUAUGUAGAAUCCCGCCCUGCUGGGUAUGCGGCCCCACCUGAUUCUGGAUACAGAAAAGCGAAGAAGAUGAAGAAGAAGGUGAAGAAGAUCUAA
This is a messenger RNA of Necator americanus (New World hookworm), 954 nucleotides long. RefSeq lists its product as uncharacterized. Gene Ontology annotation, molecular function: structural constituent of cuticle. The record is from RefSeq and is a predicted model, not a curated record. The transcript is spliced from 3 exons. NCBI's taxonomy places the organism in Eukaryota, Metazoa, Nematoda, Chromadorea, Rhabditida, Ancylostomatidae. The coding region runs from base 1 to 954 and encodes 317 amino acids.